UGGGCACCGCUGACAGCGCAAAGACGCACAUUGGACACUGUACACUUCAGCCACACGAUUCCUCUGAACCGGCCACACGGAGGUGCAUGGCCCCAUCCCCUUGUAUCAUGAUGAAUCCUGCGCAGGGGUCGCCGUCCCAAGACGCCAAACAGCUUCAUCAAAAGGAGGAGACGGAUACGGAGGGCGAGGAGCUUCAGCCCAAAGACAUGACAACCGAGAAAGGAUACAAACUCCAGCGGAGCAGCCUUCCGUUUAGCGUCGAGUCGCUGAUUUCCAAGAAGACCACCUGUCGGACUUCUUACUCGCCCGCAGAUUUAACUCUGGUGCUGCCGAAGCCCGUGGCCGGGCAGGGCGCGCAGUUCUCUCCAAGGACUUUUUACGCGGAGAGGAAGACUUCCGCGGAGAGCUCGCAGGGUGUUUCCAGUAGUUCCAGCGAGGACAGUCCGCAGUUUUGUGAGAAAGAUCAGAGCACUUGGUUCCAGACGUCCUCCUUCUCUACACCUCCUCGGAGCUCAAGUCCAACUCAGUGUACUUUAAGGAAACACAAAAACAACAGGAAACCUCGCACGCCCUUCACUACCUCCCAGCUGCUGGCGCUGGAGCGCAAGUUUCGCCAGAAGCAGUACCUCUCCAUCGCCGAGAGAGCCGAGUUCUCCAACUCGCUCAACCUGACGGAGACUCAGGUCAAAAUUUGGUUUCAGAACAGGAGGGCCAAAGCCAAGAGACUGCAAGAGGCCGAGCUGGAAAAGUUUAAACUGGCCUCCAAGCCCGUCCUGCCCGCCUUCGCCCUGCCUUUCCCCCUCGGAGCGCACAUGGGCUCUCCAACGUGGGGCCAGACGAACGCGUUCCCGAGGCCCAGUCUGCCGGUCCCAGGACUGUUCAGUGGACCCGUCACUUAUGGGAUGUACUAUUUGUCUUAGUAUUCCUGUGCGUGUGUGUGUGAGAGACUCUGAUCAUGGUUGCAAUACACUUAUAAAUGAGGAUGAUGCCUCUUGUAGCCCACAACUCGGGAAAAAAAAGUCCUUUGUGUUUUCAAUUUGGAGUUUAGAUUUUCUAUAAACUCUAAUUUGGAGUUAAGAUUUCCUCCAAAACUUCAAUUAGGAGUUUCGAAUUUCUCUAUACUCCAAAAGUGAAGACAUUUAUAAACGUGGGUUGAGAUUAUGUUGUGUAAAUGUGUGCGUAAUUGAAGUGCGCUCACUUGCUCUCCUCAUUUCUGUCCAGUUCUGUGGAUUGUGGAUUCACAGGGCGAAAUUACUUCUCCAAAAGUAAAUAGCAGGUUUCUAAAUGACAUGCCUUAAACACUCAAUUUCCCUCCAUCCAUAGUGCUCCGCGGUGGUUUGCAAAAUUGGACAUUUAAAAGUGUCCGGACAUGAAGGCAAUAAUCCACUGAAGCGGAGGAAGAAUCCUUUAAAGCAACAGAAAAGUACUUAAUCGGUGCCUUAAGACCAAGCAGUGUCUUUAUUAUCACUUGAAGUAUUUCUCCUAAUCCAGCAUUGACUGUUUUCUGUAAUUCUCGGGUAAAAAACAACAACACUGCAGUUUGAAUGCGUUGCCGUAUUCAUGUUUCCUCACAGCAGUUCGAUUUCUAUAUUUUGUAAAAAUAAAAAAAAGGGGGACAAAAUUAUAUUUUAGAAGAAUACAUGUAUUAGUGUUUUUGUUGUUUUUUAACUCUCACAAUGUGGCCUUUAAGGGAGUGUUAUUAGAUUUUCUCUGAGGAUUUUUUUUUUUUUUUUUGCUGUAAAUGUAAAUAAAAAAAAUUGUAGUGUUCACAAAAGCCUGCAGCCUCUGAAGAGCAGGAAAAGUGGUAUUUAUUGAAUAUCUUUGUAUCUGUACUGUGUACAUACAUCAGUCUAUCUAAAUGCUCAGUUACUUGUAAAAACUGAUUUUAGUAAAUAAACAUUAUACAAGACCUGAA
Messenger RNA from Stegastes partitus (bicolor damselfish), 1915 nucleotides. Its product is annotated as homeobox protein MSH-C-like. Gene Ontology annotation, molecular function: DNA-binding transcription factor activity, RNA polymerase II-specific; RNA polymerase II transcription regulatory region sequence-specific DNA binding. Gene Ontology annotation, biological process: embryonic morphogenesis; regulation of transcription by RNA polymerase II. The transcript has 2 exons. The record is from RefSeq and is a predicted model, not a curated record. NCBI's taxonomy places the organism in Eukaryota, Metazoa, Chordata, Actinopteri, Pomacentridae. The coding region runs from base 87 to 920 and encodes 277 amino acids. Gene Ontology annotation, cellular component: nucleus.